CUUUCCGCUUUCCUGCGGCGUGAUUGGCCCGAGUCUCUAGGAGGCGGCCAAUGGGCGCAGCCGCGGAGCGCGGCGAGGCCAACAUGGCUCCCAGCGCUUGGUGACGGUGUAGGAACCCGAGUUAAGUCCCAUGGAGAAGUCACGGCGUAUUGAGGAGACUCUGUCUUCGGAACCAAUGGAAGAAGAGGAAGAUGAUGACUUGGAGCUAUUUGCUGGUUAUGACAGUUUCCGGAGCUAUAACAGCAGUGCUGGCAGUGAAAGCAGCUCCUACCUAGAAGAGUCGAGUGAAGCAGAAAAUGAGGAUCGGGAAGCAGGGGAGCUACCCACCUCGCCCGUGCAUUUGCUUAGCCCUGGGACUCCCCGCUCCUUGGAUGGCAGUGGUUCUGAACCAGCUGUCUGUGAGAUGUGUGGGAUCGUGGGUACAAGGGAAGCCUUCUUCUCCAAGACCAAAAGAUUCUGCAGUGUGUCCUGUUCCAGGAGCUACUCCUCCAACUCCAAGAAAGCCAGUAUCUUGGCUAGAUUACAGGGAAAACCACCUACAAAAAAAGCAAAAGUCUUGCACAAGGCAGCCUGGUCUGCCAAAAUUGGAGCCUUCCUUCACUCCCAAGGGACAGGACAGCUAGCAGAUGGGACACCCACAGGACAAGACGCGCUGGUCCUGGGUUUCGACUGGGGGAAGUUCCUGAAGGACCACAGUUACAAGGCUGCUCCUGUCAGCUGUUUUAAACAUGUCCCGCUCUAUGACCAAUGGGAGGAUGUGAUGAAGGGGAUGAAGGUCGAGGUGCUCAACAGCGACGCUGUGCUUCCCAGCCGUGUGUACUGGAUCGCCUCUGUCAUCCAGGCAGCGGGCUACCGGGUGUUGCUCCGAUAUGAAGGCUUUGAAAAUGAUGCCAGCCACGACUUCUGGUGCAACCUGGGAACUGUGGAUGUCCAUCCCAUUGGCUGGUGCGCCAUCAACAGCAAGAUCCUGGUGCCCCCAAGAACCAUCCAUGCCAAGUUCACCGACUGGAAGGGCUACCUCAUGAAACGCUUGGUGGGCUCCAGGACUCUUCCUGUGGAUUUCCAUAUCAAGAUGGUAGAGAGCAUGAAGUACCCCUUCCGCCAGGGCAUGAGGCUGGAGGUGGUGGACAAGUCCCAGGUGUCACGGACCCGCAUGGCUGUGGUGGACACAGUAAUUGGGGGUCGCCUACGGCUCCUCUAUGAGGAUGGAGAUAGCGACGAUGACUUCUGGUGUCACAUGUGGAGUCCCCUGAUCCACCCAGUGGGCUGGUCACGUCGUGUUGGCCAUGGUAUCAAGCUGUCAGAGAAGCGUGGUGAUGUGGCCCACCACCCCACCUUCCGGAAGAUCUACUGCGAUGCUGUUCCUUACCUGUUCAAGAAGGUACGAGCUGUCUACACAGAAGGUGGAUGGUUUGAGGAGGGAAUGAAGCUGGAGGCCAUUGACCCCCUGAAUUUGGGCAAUAUCUGUGUGGCAACCAUCUGCAAGGUCCUCUUGGAUGGAUACCUGAUGAUCUGUGUGGAUGGGGGCUCCUCCACAGAUGGGUCAGACUGGUUCUGUUACCACGCCUCCUCCCAUGCCAUCUUCCCAGCCACCUUUUGCCAGAAGAAUGACAUUGAGCUAAUACCUCCAAAAGGGUACGACACACACACAUUCAACUGGGACACCUACUUGGAAAAGACCAAGUCCAAGGCAGCUCCAGCGCGACUCUUUAACAUGGACUGCCCCAACCAUGGCUUCAAGGUGGGCAUGAAGCUGGAAGCUGUGGACUUGAUGGAGCCCCGCCUUAUCUGCGUGGCCACGGUGAAGCGGGUGGUGCACCGGCUCCUCAGCAUUCACUUUGAUGGCUGGGACAACGAGUAUGACCAGUGGGUGGACUGCGAGUCUCCAGACAUUUACCCUGUUGGCUGGUGUGAGCUCACUGGCUACCAGCUCCAGCCACCCGUGGCCACAGAGCAGACCACCCCUCUGAAGGCCAAAGAGACCACAAAGAAGAAAAAGAAACAGUUUGGGAAGAAAAGAAAACGAAUGCCACCGGCCAAGUCCCGGCCCCUCAGACAGGGCUCCAAGAAAGCCCUGGUGGAGGACGACCAGCAGGCCACAGAGAAGAACUCGUCGGAGCCCAAUGAGAUCAUCGCUGUGCGCGUGAAAGAGGAGCAUCUCGAUGAGGCCUCGCCUGACAAGGCCCAGAGUCCAGAGCUGCCUGUCCCCCUUGAGAACAUCAAACAGGAGACAGACAAUUGAGCCUUUCCUACUGCCAGUGUGGUCAUUCCUGCUGGAAGUCAGCCCAGGGCUUCUGUGGCCAUACCAUCCCAAUUCACUUUGGAGACAACCAUUUUGUAUAAAUUCAGCCUUGAGGACCACGUACUGAAGGAUCAGUGAGGCCUCCUCUCAGACAAGACUGGUGUGACGGACUGCCAGAGUCUGAGUGAUUCGCUCUCCAGCAAAGACUUCCCAGAGUUCUUCUUUGCAAUUACCUCCUCCUUCCAUACCCCUCAGUUCCCCCCAAUCACAUCAGGAAAACAACAUAGUAAAGUGCCUGUCUUUAUGUGUGCGCACACACACUUGUCCAAGCAGGGCAUAAAUAAAGACCUGGAGCCACUCUGAGGGGAGACUCCCCUGGUUAAUGGCAGUGGUCUAAGGUACAACAAGUGGAGUAUCCUCUGCCAACUGGGUGGGUGCUCUGCCCUUUGCAGCCUCAGAAAGCUGGGAAACUACAUGCAGGCCCAGCUGUGGCCAGAAGGAGAGUUUCAGCAAGUUGUGAGGUGGCCUGACCUGUUUCCUCUGCUGACUUGCCCUCUCCUAUGGGGAAGUAGAGGAGCUGUGUGGUCUGCUGUCUGGAGGGGAAGACCCCACCAACUCCCCAGCCACUCAAGAGGCUUUGGUGGUAGAGGGGAGAUGUGGUAGGACUGGAAGCGAACCUACCUGUGGGGGGUGGGGGAGCAGCCAUCCAGAGACAAGAAAAGCCCUCUUCACUAGAACCUGUGGUUUCAUUCUUUCCUGGACAGGACACCCCAGACUUAAUAUGUAUGAAAAUUAAAUCCCUUACUUGGUAAAGUCUAA
Erinaceus europaeus (western European hedgehog) is the source of this 3061-nucleotide messenger RNA. It is a transcript of the gene L3MBTL2, whose product is annotated as L3MBTL histone methyl-lysine binding protein 2. Gene Ontology annotation, molecular function: zinc ion binding. NCBI's taxonomy places the organism in Eukaryota, Metazoa, Chordata, Mammalia, Eulipotyphla, Erinaceidae. The record is from RefSeq and is a predicted model, not a curated record. Gene Ontology annotation, biological process: regulation of DNA-templated transcription. Gene Ontology annotation, cellular component: nucleus. The coding region runs from base 131 to 2242 and encodes 703 amino acids. The transcript has 17 exons.